Messenger RNA from Pestalotiopsis fici W106-1, 1680 nucleotides. RefSeq lists its product as uncharacterized. The transcript is spliced from 5 exons. The coding region runs from base 1 to 1680 and encodes 559 amino acids. The record is from RefSeq and is a predicted model, not a curated record. NCBI's taxonomy places the organism in Eukaryota, Fungi, Ascomycota, Sordariomycetes, Amphisphaeriales, Sporocadaceae.
AUGCGUACCUCGAAUCUGCGGAAACUCUGGCUGCUCGUAUUACUGACGCCUUUCGCACAGGCGUCAGAAGUGGUGGUCUCGGGGGCCAACGUGGAAUAUCGUGGUGUGCAGAAUGACACUGCAGGCACCAACUCAUUCUAUGGCAUUCGCUACGCCAAAGCACCCGUCUCGGAUCUGAGAUGGAGAGCUCCUGUACCCAUCAAGUCUUGUGAUCAGCGAGGCUCUAUUGAUGCUCGUCAGCGUGGGCCAAUGUGCCUCCAGAGCAGUCCGGCAUGGGCUGCGUCAAUCUAUGCAAACACAAGCGGCACACAAGAUGAAGAUUGCUUGUUGCUCGAUAUUGUGACGCCCAUAUCUGCGGCUUGCGAUAAGCUCCCAGUCAUGGUGCAGAUUCAUGGAGGAGGUUACGUAGGCGGCAGCUCGAGUUCUUUUCCUGGUGCCAGUAUUGUCAAUCAGGCAAAGGGUACGCUGAUUUACGUGGCUAUUCAAUAUCGCUUGGGACCCCUCGGCUUUCUGGCCGGGGACGAGAUUGCCGCAAAUGGCUCAUGGAAUGUUGGCCUUCUCGACCAGAGAGCGGCGCUUGAUUGGGUUCAGCAAAAUAUACACUUUUUUGGUGGCGAUCCUGAAAAAGUCACCAUCACUGGAGGAAGUGCUGGUGGGGGUUCCGUCAGUCUACAGAUGACCAUGUAUGGAGGCUCAGCACCAGCCCCAUUCCGUGCCGCCAUACCAGAGUAUCCAUGGUGGACCCCAAUGUUGGACCAGGCUCAAUUGAACAAGCAAUAUGAGACGUUUGUCCAGGCAGCCAACUGCACGUCUUCAGAAUGCCUACGAAAAGCGCCAUUAUCAAUUAUCCAGCUCGCAACCAAUAAGUCGCUCGAGACUGCUUACAACCAAGGCGAUUAUGCAUACGGAACCUUUUACUGGGGCCCAACCGUUGAUGGACAUAUCAUCCAGGAAGGCCCCCUCCAGGCGUUCAGCCAAGGGCAUUUCCAGCAAGUGCCCGUCCUCAUUGACCGCGAUGGCAACGAAGGCUUUUCGUUUUCAAACGUGUCCAUUACCACGACAGAUGAGGUACUAUCGGAUCUGGAACGUCUAUGGCCAAACGAGACAUUUCUCGUCGACGCUCUGGAACUAUACCCAAACUCAACGUACAACGCCAGCAUGAUUGAGGCUUUGAAUGUCAUUCAGGCUCUUGAGGCCGCGUUGGGUGGCAACAUGUCCUUUAGCAGCGCUUUCGUCCAGAGGGAUGCCCUCUUUGGCAAUGCACUCGUCAAUUGUCCCACAGAGUACAUGGCUCUGGCCGCAUCUCGGGCGGGCGUGCCGACAUAUAAAAUGAUUUUUGAUGCAGGCCUUCAACUUCAUGGUGCGACCGGGCCAUAUCUUUUCUCAGAUUAUAUUAAUCCUUCGGGCGAGUUCACAUAUGGUCCCAUUACUGUACCGGGGAAUGACACCUUGGCCGUGAUGAUGAGAGAUUACUUUAUCUCGUUUGCUGUUGCAUUGGAUCCGAACAAAGCCGUCAGUUCGUCGGCAGGCAGACCGCAAUGGUCACCAUAUAACGCAAGUAACAAUGAGACGGCUGUCUUGCUCAUCCAGGAUGCUGGUAUCAAGAUUGUCAAAGACCUGGACGUGAAUGCACGUUGCAAUUACUUGGAGUCUUCAGCAGCCUACAUGAUGGAAAUUUAG